Messenger RNA from Lycium ferocissimum, 1658 nucleotides. RefSeq lists its product as uncharacterized. The record is from RefSeq and is a predicted model, not a curated record. Gene Ontology annotation, molecular function: ATP binding; ATP hydrolysis activity. NCBI's taxonomy places the organism in Eukaryota, Viridiplantae, Streptophyta, Magnoliopsida, Solanales, Solanaceae. The transcript has 11 exons. The coding region runs from base 127 to 1347 and encodes 406 amino acids.
AAAUUCUCCAUUAAUAAUUGCUUACGUACACAUAGUGUAGCGUGCAUCUGCGUGUUUUUUGGCGGAGAGAGAGAGAGAGAGAAAUUUGUGUAAAGAUCUCUCUCUUUUCGAUCGGAAAAAAAAAAAAUGGCCGACGAACCUUCUCUAACACGCUGGUCCUUUGAGGACUUCAAGUUGUUCUAUGAGAUUAAGUUUGGGAGGAAGAAAGAUUCUGCUGCAGAAGAUAUGGAUGAAAAUGGUCAAGCUGUAUAUAAUGGAAAUUCUUCGACUGUGAUAUCAAAUGGAAAUGGGCAUGUAAAGAAUACCUCAGAUUUGUCCAUCUUUGAGCAGUACAAUCAGGCAAAUAAUGGGAGCUCAGCGCACUCUAAUGGAGUUUCCUCUGCCGGAAGGGAUGAAAAACCGCAGAGAUCACUGCUUCCUCCUUUUGAGUCAGCAGAAAUGCGUGCUUUAGGAGAAAGCUUAAUUAGGGAUAUUAUUCGUGGUAGCCCUGAUGUUAAGUGGGAGAGCAUCAAAGGACUGGAGAAUGCCAAACGUCUACUAAAAGAGGCUGUUGUCAUGCCAAUAAAAUAUCCAAAGUACUUUACAGGUCUUCUAUCUCCAUGGAAAGGUAUCCUCCUUUUUGGCCCACCAGGAACAGGAAAGACGAUGCUUGCAAAGGCUGUUGCUACUGAAUGCAAUACGACUUUCUUCAACAUCUCAGCAUCAUCAGUUGUCAGCAAAUGGCGUGGUGAUUCAGAGAAAUUGAUAAAAGUGUUAUUCGACCUCGCAAGGCAUCAUGCACCUUCAACAAUAUUUUUGGAUGAAAUUGAUGCAAUCAUCAGCCAACGUGGUGAAGCACGCAGUGAGCAUGAAGCUAGUAGGCGUUUAAAAACCGAAUUGCUCAUACAGAUGGAUGGUUUGACGCGGACAGAUGAGCUUGUCUUUGUUCUGGCAGCAACAAAUCUUCCCUGGGAACUAGAUGCAGCUAUGCUCAGGCGUCUUGAGAAGCGGAUUCUUGUGCCUCUACCAGAGCCAGAAGCAAGGAGGGCCAUGUUUGAGGAAGUGCUGACAUCGGCACCCGAAGAGGAGACUCUACCCUAUGACCUAUUGGUUGAAAAGACAGAAGGUUUUUCAGGUUCUGAUAUCCGGUUAUUGUGCAAGGAGGCUGCCAUGCAACCAUUGAGACGUCUAAUAGCACAACUGGAAGAGAAACAAGAAGUGGUGCCCGAGGAUGAGCUGCCGAAGGUUGGACGGAUUACAGAGAGAGAUAUUGAGAUGGCUUUGAAGAACACAAGACCAUCCGCUCAUCUCCAUGCACAUAGGUAUGACAAGUUCAAUUCUGAUUAUGGCAGCCAAGUACUCCAGUGAAGGCACACUAUCAUCAUUCGUCGUAAGCAGUCGUUAUUCAUAGUUUUGCUUAUUUCUUCUAAGCAAAUUGAUGUGCAACUGCAGAUGUUGUUCCCCUUAACUGUUAAUGUAUUUAUCGUGUUUGUACUAUUUAUGUAAAUGUGCUGCUUUGGUCAUUUAGACCGGAUUCCUUCAACUCAUGUGUGGUUGUUUCAUUUCUUUUUAAGCAAAAUCUGAGAGUUUCAGCACUUUAAUGUAUGUUUUUAGAGGAGAUUUCUUGUUUCAGUUCUUUGUUAUUGAAUGAAAAGGAGCAUUGGUUUGACUACUGCGAA